This is a messenger RNA of Aspergillus nidulans FGSC A4, 1916 nucleotides long. RefSeq names its product protein MAT1 (gene MAT1). Lineage: Eukaryota; Fungi; Ascomycota; Eurotiomycetes; Eurotiales; Aspergillaceae. The record is from RefSeq and is a predicted model, not a curated record. Bases 126 to 1211 code for a protein of 361 amino acids. The transcript has 3 exons.
AUACUUUGAAUAUAUUGAAUCUGCAUGGUUGUUUCUUGCCCUUAUUCAGUGUUCUUCCUUUCUCUUCGGAGCAAAGACUAGUGCAUUUCAUUGCUCCAAGAUAGAACGCCAAUCCCCCAGCCGUCAUGGAAAACGCACUCUCACCUCUUCAGCGUGCCUUUAACGCAUUCCUGUUGAGCAUGCCGCCUCAACAGCUGGAUGACUUGGUCAAGCAUAUACAGGAUGUCAAGGCCCAGGAACAGAAACCACCAGUCUUCAGAAACGAGAUCCCAGCCAUUCGUGCCAACACCACCCAAGACGCACAUCAUACCUUUCCUACUUUUCCAAGCUCGAAACACCGACCGGCAUCUUCAAGAGGAAGACGGGUCCAUGAUGGGAAACGAAGGCCUCUCAAUAGUUUCAUCGCAUUCAGAAGUUUCUACUCUGCCAUCUUCCCAGACAUCACUCAAAAAUCAAAGUCCGGUAUUCUUCGCUUCCUUUGGCAGAACGACCCUUUCAAAGCCAAGUGGACCAUACUCGCGAAGGCCUAUUCCAUCAUUCGUGACAAACACGAUGAUGAAGUCUCCCUUGAGUCUUUUUUGACUUUGAAUGCUGAGCUUAUUGGUGUUACUCAGCCAGACCGUUACCUUGAUGCUAUGGGCUGGGAGUUAACGCUCAAUGAUCAGCAACAGUAUACCAUGGCCCGAGUCAAAAGUCCAGUGGCAACAGAAGCUCAACUUUCUACCCACUUCUCAGUCGACGACCUAAUCAAACACUGCUAUGCUACCGGUUAUGUCACAGAGGACAAGCGAAAGAAGGAGAUUCGAGGCCACAAUGCCCCUGUUAUGACAUUUGCUACUCAGCCUGCCUUGGUUAUCCACAAAAAUAACAGUCUUCAAAUCUCCGGGAAUCAUACAGUCGUCUCAACCAACGGCUCUGAGAGUGUGACAAAGGAGACCCCAGCCUUUGAACCGACCGAAGCUACAGAACUCCCGUACCCCAGUGAUAUUGUUAGCCCAGUAACCGGGGAUACUUCUUUCGAAAGUACUGAUGCAACUCGCAUAUAUCAGCGUCCACAAUCUCGCACCUCGCUGGCGGAAAAUUAUCUCGACAUGGCAAAUAUGCAAUUUCACACUUGGGACGACCAAACUGCUCUUCUCCCUUACAACACAGGGCCGCUGAUGCAAGAAUCGUUCGACGCACUUGAUUUUAAGCCUUUCCUAAACAUCUAGGUCUCGGUUGGUUCCAGGCAACUCAUGAUCUUUUCAGGCCGUGUACACAGACACUACGCGUACUUCUGUGCACCAUCAUCCCAUCUGGCUGUUGUACUGUUUCGUGCACAUACUCAUCCCAUUUGUUCUUGGCUCUUUCAACCAAUAGCCUCCGACCCCCGAACAAUGACACCGUACUCGCAUAGGCCACGGCAGUCGGCUCAGAGCUGAGACCGAUAGUGUUGACCAAGAAGAGAGUCACUUUCCUGUUGUCCGCCGGAACGGAUACUUCAAGCCAUCACAAGGAGGGGGCUUCUCAUAUAAAUUUCCCUAUCUACUUCCAUACUAUUUCACGUCCAAUUCCGCCUCGUUUGAUCGGUCAGAUCUGCAAUAUCUCGCAUUUUUCCGAAUGCGCUUCUAUCUAUCCGAGUUAAGGAAAUAAUUCUAUCUACGGAUCAUGACGGGCAGGCGGACCAGCAUAAUAGCACGAACCGGCUACGAAAUCUUGGUGGGACAGGCUAAUAUCGAUCUUUUCGUUUUAUGUUGUUGCCUUGCGUCUGAGCCAUAGGACUCUGUUCCUUCGAGUUUUCCAAUAGACUUGGGCGUGCAUGAGGUUUCAUGUAUGGGAGAAAGCAUCAAUACCGGCUCAUUUGUUAUCGCCGGUCUCUAUUUCAGAGACUAAAUAGAAUUAUGGCCCGCAAUGAAAGUAGAAAGAGUCUUGAUGAC